This is a messenger RNA of Drepanopeziza brunnea f. sp. 'multigermtubi' MB_m1, 1008 nucleotides long. RefSeq lists its product as uncharacterized. Gene Ontology annotation, molecular function: zinc ion binding; protein binding; histone methyltransferase activity. Lineage: Eukaryota; Fungi; Ascomycota; Leotiomycetes; Helotiales; Drepanopezizaceae. The record is from RefSeq and is a predicted model, not a curated record. Gene Ontology annotation, cellular component: nucleus.
AUGACCAGCCCGCAACACCCAAUGGAAUUUCGCCACAAGUGCCACUUCCUGUACCACGGCAGAGCUGAUCCAAAGCUCGCUCAUCAGGAAGAGAAAUGUCAUUACUGCCAGUUUGGAAAAUUUAAUUCGCACAAGUUGCACCCAAUCUCCAUCAUCUUCCAAGACAACACGAAGCUGGUAAUCCCCAAGGAUUUCGUCUUUAUCGAGAAGAGCAUUCCUGUUGAAGGGGUCCGAUUCGCGGAGGAUGAAUAUUUGAACGGCUGCGAGUGUGAAAGUGAUGCGCAAUGUAUGGGCUCCAUGUGUGAUCCAUGUCUGGGGGAUGUGGACCGCGUUCCCAAAGGUGGAAAGCCAGGCGCGUACCAUGUCAGCGGCGACAAGAAAGGGUGCCUUCGCGGCUGGAUGCUCGAAUCUCGCUUGCCCAUCUACGAGUGCCACGAGAAAUGCACGUGCAGCGACAAGUGCCCCAACCGGGUGGUCGGACGUGGCCGCAAAGUCGCUCUACAAAUCUUCCCAACAUCCGGCCGCGGUUGGGGUGUCAAGUCGACCGAGGACAUCAAGCGCGGUCAGUUUGUCGGCGAGUACGUGGGCGAAAUCAUCACCCCCGCGGAGGCCAAUCGCCGCCGACAAGCCGCCACCGAUCGGAAGAAGAAAGACAUCUACCUGUUCGCCCUCGACAAGUUCCAGGACCGAGAGAGCUACGACCAGCGCCUCCGCGGCGAGCCGUACGAGAUCGACGGCGAGUUCAAGUCCGGCCCGACGCGUUUCAUCAACCACUCGUGCGAGCCGAACCUGCGCAUCUUCGCCGUCGUCACCGCGCAUGCGAACAAGCCGUUCCACCAGCUGUGCUUCUUCGCGGCCAAGGAUAUCCCCCGCGAGACGGAGCUGACCUUUGACUACACGGAUGGCGUUACCGACGCUCGUAUGGAUGUGGAGGAGGCGAUCGCCCAGGAUAAGGAGCUGACCAAGUGCUUGUGCGGGACUCCGAGCUGCAGGGGCUACUUGUGGUGA